Messenger RNA from Humulus lupulus (European hop), 2457 nucleotides. Its product is annotated as 3-ketoacyl-CoA synthase 4. The transcript is spliced from 2 exons. The record is from RefSeq and is a predicted model, not a curated record. Gene Ontology annotation, molecular function: acyltransferase activity, transferring groups other than amino-acyl groups. Bases 428 to 1960 code for a protein of 510 amino acids. Gene Ontology annotation, biological process: fatty acid biosynthetic process. Lineage: Eukaryota; Viridiplantae; Streptophyta; Magnoliopsida; Rosales; Cannabaceae. Gene Ontology annotation, cellular component: membrane.
UCUCCUCUCCCUCUUUGAAUUUUUUUUAAGCAUAAAAAUAAUGAGAAUCCCACUCAGUAUUCAUCCAUCUUCACCUUGAUCAGUAUCCGUCCAUACUAAAAAAAAAAAGAAAAAAAAGCCGUAGAUUCCCAUUUCCCACGUAAACCACUUAACCGUCAAAAUCCGCCGCUUCAAAUCUACGAUUUUUCCGAGAAAAUAAAGAAAAAGAAAAAAAAUAAAGAAAGAGAAAGAGAGAGAAAUUUGGCCUCAUUUUUUUUUUAAUAACGAUCUCCGCGGCGUUCCCUAUCUUCACGCACACAAUAAAAGCACACUGAUUAUAAAUAUGUGUAUAUAAUAUCAUUGUUUGUUUGCUGAUAUCGCUAUUGUAAGUACAUCGAGUGCAGACACCCUAAAAGACUCCGGCGGCGGGUGAUUUUUGGUCACCGCCAUGGAUUCAGGCGGCGCAACUCAGGUCACCUCCGCCGGCGGGGUUCAGAUCCGGCAAGCUAGAAGGUUGCCGGAUUUUCUCCAGAGCGUGAAUCUCAAGUACGUGAAAUUAGGGUACCAUUAUUUAAUCUCCAAUCUGUUGACUUUGUGUUUCAUUCCUUUGAUUUUUAUAACCCUAAUUGAGGCCUCGCAAAUGGAUCUGGGUGAUUUGCGCCAUCUAUGGCUUCACCUUCAGUAUAAUCUGGUCAGCGUUAUUAUAUGCUCUGCUUUCUUGGUUUUUGGUUUCACUGUUUAUAUCAUGUCUCGUCCUAGACCGAUUUAUCUCGUUGACUAUUCCUGUUAUCGUGCCCCUGAUCAUCUCAAGGCUCCCUAUAACCGGUUCUUGGAACAUUCACGGCUCACCGGAGACUUUGACGAAUCGUCUCUUGAGUUUCAGCGCAAGAUUUUGGAGCGUUCAGGCCUAGGCGAGGACACUUAUGUUCCCGAAGCGAUGCACUUCAUUCCACCGAGGCCUUCCAUGGCCGCGGCUAGAGAGGAGGCCGAACAGGUCAUGUAUGGUGCCUUGGAUAAUCUUUUUGCCAAUACGAAUGUUAAGCCUAAGAAUAUUGGCAUUCUAGUUGUGAACUGUAGCUUGUUUAAUCCCACGCCGUCUCUUUCCGCUAUGAUUGUGAACAAGUACAAGUUGAGGGGUAAUAUAAGGAGCUUUAACCUUGGAGGAAUGGGUUGUAGUGCUGGGGUUAUAGCUAUUGAUCUUGCCAAGGACUUGUUGCAGGUUCAUAGGAAUACCUAUGCCGUUGUUGUGAGUACUGAAAAUAUUACUCAGAACUGGUACUUUGGGAACAAGAAGUCAAUGUUGAUACCCAAUUGCUUGUUUCGAGUUGGAGGUUCGGCGGUUUUGCUUUCUAACAAAUCUGUCGAUAGAAGGCGAGCUAAGUACAGGCUUGUUCAUGUUGUGAGGACCCAUAAGGGUGCAGACGAUAAGGCUUUUCGAUGUGUUUAUCAGGAACAGGAUGAUGCUGGGAAGACGGGGGUUUCCCUGUCCAAAGAUUUGAUGGCAAUAGCUGGAGGAGCUCUUAAGACUAACAUUACCACUUUAGGUCCUCUUGUGCUCCCCAUUAGUGAGCAGCUUCUUUUCUUUGUGACUCUCCUGGUUAAGAAGUUACUAAACUCGAAUAUGAAGCCAUACAUUCCAGAUUUCAAGUUGGCAUUUGAUCAUUUCUGCAUUCAUGCUGGAGGAAGGGCUGUGAUUGAUGAGCUAGAGAAGAACCUGCAGCUUUUGCCAAUACACGUAGAGGCUUCUAGGAUGGCUCUUCACCGGUUUGGAAACACUUCGUCAAGCUCCAUUUGGUAUGAGUUGGCAUAUAUAGAAGCUAAGGGAAGAAUGCGAAAGGGCAAUCGGGUUUGGCAGAUUGCAUUCGGAAGUGGUUUCAAAUGUAAUAGUGCGGUCUGGGAAGCGCUUCAUAGAGUCAAGCCUUCUCGAAAUGGUCCGUGGGAAGAUUGCAUUGACAAGUAUCCUGUGAAGACAAUUUCCUAGCUGGAGUUACGAUUUGGAUUUAUUCCAUUCAGGGAUAUACUUCUUCAUUAAGGUAAGUGCGAAAUUCUGCCGUAUCUGCCAAAAAAAAAAACAACUGGCAGUGUGGUAGAGCAACAUACUGGACCUCCUUUUUCUGUUUCUACUACCCUCGCUCUUGUGUUGGCGGUUUGGCUUUAUCUGUUAUGACCUAUACGAAAUGUCCGUUGGAUCUUCUCGCAAACCAACUUUUAAAACUUGUGGUGAGCAUUCUGCUUGUUAUUAUUUGUUUUCUCAAAUCCUUUCUUUACACAAUUAUUGUUGUUGUAUUGUGUUGUGACUGACCCGGUCAUUAAAUUUUUGGACGUGUUAAAAAAGUUAGUCUGGAAAGUUAAUUCCCUUUUUUUUAUCUGUUUGUUUUUAAAAUGUAAAAAAUUUGCCAGGUAAAAGUAAGUAGCAAUAGAAAAAGAUAGUAUUUUGGAUAAACUCUAAAGUUUAAUGAAUGAUGUUUUUCACUGCUA